ACACUGUCUUUGGCUGGAGGAACACCAGACUUGGAGGAACCAAAGACCAGCAAGACGACACCAGCAAGACAAACACCAGCAAGACGACACCUCUGCUCCCAGAUCAAGUUAGGAAGCCUGAAAAGACCUGAGAGGACACACACAGGAGAGAAGCCGUACCAUUGCGCCCAGUGUGGAAAUAGUUUUAGCCGGUUAGGAAGCCUGAAAGCUCAUGAGCGAAUACACACAGGAGAGAAGCCAUACCAUUGCGGCCAGUGUGGAAAGAGUUUUAGCCUGUUAGGAAGCCUGAAAGCUCAUGAGCGAAUACACUCAGGAGAGAAGCCAUACCAUUGCGGCCAGUGUGGAAAUAGUUUUAACCAGUUAGGAAACAUGAAAAGACAUGGGAGGAUACACACAGGGGAGAAGCCAUACCACUGCUCCCAGUGUGGAAAGAGUUUUACUGCGUUAGUUAAGCUGGAAGCUCAUGAGCGAAUUCACACAGGGGAGAAGCCUUACUACUGCUCCCAUUGUGGAAAGAGUUUUAACCAUUUAGUUAACAUGAAAAGACAUGAGAGGAUACACACAGGAGCGAAGCCUCACCAUUGCUCCCAGUGUGGAAAGAGUUUUAAGCGGUUAGACACCCUCAAAGAUCAUUUGCGAAUACACACAGGGGAGAAGCCUUUCCGUUGCGCCCAGUGUGGAAAGAGUUUUAGCCGGUCAGGAAGCCUGAAAGAGCAUGAGCGAAUUCACACAGGGGAGAAACCUUACCACUGAUCCCAGAGUGCAAUGCGUUUUUACCCAAUUAGGACGCCUGAAAGAAGACAUGAGACCGCACACGGGGGAGAAGCCUUACAAAUGUUCAGACUGUGGGGAAGGCAUUUCACUCAUCAGUCACUUAAAAAAUAUGUGAGAAUCCACACAGGAGAGAAUAAUGACUCCUAGUGUGUAAAUGUAUAUUUCCCCUAGUGGGCCGAUAUGACGGCAAACAGUAGAUACUGGUUACUAACGAAUGAUAGGGAAGAUCCCCUAGUGGGCCGAUAUGACGGCAAACAGUAGAUACUGGUUACUAACGAAUGAUAGGGAAGGUUCCCUAGUGGGCCAAGCCGAUAUGACGGCUAACAGUAGAUACUGGUUACUAACGAAUGAUAGGGAAGAUCCCCUAGUGGGCCGAUAUGACGGCAAACAGUAGAUACUGGUUACUAACGAAUGAUAGGGAAGAUUCCAUAGUGGGCCGAUAUGACGGCAAACAGUAGAUACUGGUUACUAACGAAUGAUAGGGAAGAUCCCCUAGUGGGCCAAGCCGAUAUGGCGGCUAACAGUAGAUACUGGUUACUAACGAAUGAUAGGGAAGAUCCCCUAGUGGGCCAAGCCGAUAUGACGGCAAACAGUAGAUACUGGUUACUAACGAAUGAUAGGGAAGGUUCCCUAGUGGGCCAAGCCGAUAUGACGGCUAACAGUAGAUACUGGUUACUAACGAAUGAUAGGGAAGAUCCCCUAGUGGGCCAAUAUGACGGCAAACAGUAGAUACUGGUUACUAACGAAUGAUAGGGAAGGUUCCCUAGUGGGCCGAUAUGACGGCAAACAGUAGAUACUGGUUACUAACGAAUGAUAGGGAAGGUUCCCUAGUGGGCCGAUAUGACGGCAAACAGUAGAUACUGGUUACUAACGAAUGAUAGGGAAGAUCCCCUAGUGGGCCGAUAUGACGGCAAACAGUAGAUACUGGUUACUAACGAAUGAUAGGGAAGGUUCCCUAGUGGGCCGAUAUGACGGCAAACAGUAGAUACUGGUUACUAACGAAUGAUAGGGAAGAUCCCCUAGUGGGCCAAGCCGAUAUGACGGCUAACAGUAGAUACUGGUUACUAACGAAUGAUAGGGAAGGUUCCCUAGUGGGCCGAUAUGACGGCAAACAGUAGAUACUGGUUACUAACGAAUGAUAGGGAAGAUCCCCUAGUGGGCCAAGCCGAUAUGACGGCUAACAGUAGAUACUGGUUACUAAUGAAUGAUAGGGAAGAUCCCCUAGUGGGCCGAUAUGACGGCAAACAGUAGAUACUGGUUACUAACGAAUGAUAGGGAAGAUCCCCUAGUGGGCCAAGCCGAUAUGACGGCUUGGUGGACAAAGGGAAGUGGGCGUGGACUGAGAUAGAAGCGGGAAAGACAAAAGGGAUCACUACACACAGUUGAUAAACUGUGAACAACAGUCCAUCAUUACUUUAAGGACCACCACAGGAAUGACCCAGAGUUACUUUUGAUGCAGAGGAUAAGUUCAUUAGUUACCAGCCUAGCAGAAAUAGCAGCCCAAAUACAGUUGAAGUCGGAAGUUUACAUACAUUAGCCAAAUACAUUUAAACUCAGUUUUUCACAAUUCCUGACAUUUAAUCCUUGUAAAAAUUCUCUGUCUUAGGUCAGUUAGGAUCACCACUUUAUUUUAAGAAUGUGUAAUGUCCUGGCUGAUGUCUUGAGAUGUUGCUUCUAUAUAUCGACAUAAUUUUCCUACCUCAUGAUGCCGUCUAUUUUGUGAAGUUCACCAGUCCCUCCUGCAGAAAAGCACCCCCACAACAUGAUGCUGCCACCCCCGUGCUUCACGCUUGGGAUGGUGUUCUUAAGCUUGCAAGCCUCCUCCUUUUUCCUCCAAACAUAACGAUGGUCAUUAUGGCCAAACAGUUCUAUUUUUUUUUUCAUCAGACCAGAGGACAUUUCUCCAAAAAGUUCGAUCUUUGUUCCCAUGUGCAGUUGCAAACCGUAGUCUGGCUUUUUUAUAGCGUUUUUGGAGCAGUGGCUUCUUCCUUGCUGAGCGGCCUUUCAGGUUAUGUCGAUAUAGGACUUGUUUUUCUGUGGAUAUAGAUACUUUUGUACCUGUUUCUUCCAGCAUCUUCACAAGGUCCUUUGCUGUUGUUCUGGGAUUGAUUUGCACUUUUUGCACCAAAGUACGUUCAUAUCUAGGAGCGAGAAUGGGUCUCCUUCCUGAGCGGUAUGACGGCUGAGUGGUCCCAUGAUGUUUAUACUUGCGUACUAUUGUUUGUACAGAUGAACGUGGUACCUUCAGGCGUUUGGAAAUUGCUCCCAAGGAUGAACCAGACUUAUGGAGGUCUACAAUUUAUUAUUCUGAGGUCUUGGCUGAUUUCUUUGAUUUUCCCAUGAUGUCAAGCAAAGAGGCACAGAGUUUGAAGGUAGGCCUUGAAAUACAUCCACAAGUACACCUCCAAUUGACUCAAAUGAUGUCAAUUAGCAUAUCAGAAGCUUCUAAAGCUAUGACAUAAUCUUCUGGAAUUUUUCAAGCUGUUUAAAGGCACAGUCAACUUAGUGUAUGUAAACUUCUGACCCACUGGAAUUGUGAUACAGUGAGUUAGAAGUGAAAUAAUCUGUCUGUAAACAAUUAAUGGAGAAAUGACUUGUGUCAUGCACAAAGUAGAUGUCCUAACCAACUUGCCAAAAGUAUAGUUUGUUAACAAGAAAUUUGUGGAGUGGUUGAAAAAUGAGUUUUAAUGACUCCAACCUAAGUGUAUGUAAACUUCCAACUUCAACUGUAUAUUAUUCGAAAUGCUAAUCCUUUGCACACGAACGCUCACUCAUUCAGGAAUAAUUGCAAUCAAUAUAUAUUUACGCCGUUGUGAUCUGUUGGAAUCCAGUCCGUCUGCUGGAGAGUUCAUCCGAGUCUCUCUCUUUCUGUUUCCCUGAAGUUCAAAGUCUUUCUUGGUUAGAAUGGAUGCCUCAGAUUACCAUUCAGAAAUGUUCUCAUAGAAUAGAUGUUUCGGCGGUUGUCGGUAUUCGCAUCCCAGGUUUACAUAAUUUCUAGCUGCCCCCACAGACCCACCAAUGCUCUUAUUCUGUAGGGGUCGAUAGUCUCAUAGUUGAACCAUUUCCAGCCGUGUAGCCAAUGCUUCACGUGGGAUGGUUUUCUAGUCUUGGCACUCAAACCUGUGCCACCUCAGCUUACACCAUUUUAUACAAGAAUUAGAUGCAAACCCCAUAAUUGAGAAAUGUACACAUUGAGACAUAGUUACGUGUGUUUCCUGUCCUCUCUGAGGUGACCAAAUGAAACACACUCAACAUAACUGUCCCUUAAGUGUCCACGGACCCUUCCCACACUCUCAAAGGUGGACAUAUAGUUUAAUUUUCCCAUUUUGGGGAUUUAGGAGUUUGGCCACGUGAAAUCCUUUGUUCACUCUGUGGUCUCUCUCUGCAUGAAAAGGGGGAGAGAGUCUCCGCCAGGAAUUUACUACCUGAGAUAACAGAACCUGGGUGUAGGAAAGGGGGAAGCCACAAUCUAUACCCAGAAAAGGCCACGUCAUGACAAUAUGGAGUAUGUCAGUUUGAAUAUAGAGUAGAUCAGAUUCCAUGUGUUUAAAUGGUCCUUUUUUAAACUCUGACUCUGUGUGUUUAUCUGGGUGUCUUUCCUCCAGCACUACAGAUAAUACAGUGAUAUUUGGAUGUGAUGCAUUUGCUCCAUUGUUUACAUUUGCAUUGUUGGCCCACUGAUGAUUUAAUGACAUGAAAAUAUUCAGACUGUGUAAUGGAAAAUGUUAAUUGUAUAUGUGUCCACAUAACUGAGUAUGUGACUAGCCUUGUGAAACUGUCCUAUUAUAAUCUCCUGUUCCUGGGAGUAUCAUUCUGUGUUGCAAACCAGCUGCACCUGUGUCCUUGUAUGAAUAAAGUCCCUCCCAGGAACAGGAAACUAUAAAGAUAUGUGCUCAUCACCCAAUGCUUCAGGAAUUCAGACUGUCUACACUGUGCUGUGUAACUGUUAUUCUCUCUGA
Molecule: messenger RNA, 4733 nt
Organism: Salvelinus fontinalis (brook trout)
Lineage: Eukaryota; Metazoa; Chordata; Actinopteri; Salmoniformes; Salmonidae
Product: zinc finger protein 135-like
Exons: 1
Biological process (GO): regulation of transcription by RNA polymerase II
Cellular component (GO): nucleus
Molecular function (GO): DNA-binding transcription factor activity, RNA polymerase II-specific; RNA polymerase II cis-regulatory region sequence-specific DNA binding
Source: RefSeq, a predicted model, not a curated record